AUGAGGUCUAGUAGAGUAGGUCUAGUAAUAGAGGCUGUAGGUAAGACAUUCUGCGUGGUGUCCAAGAGGUUCCGGAAGAACUACAUCCACCGGUUCACCGCGACCAGAUCGUUAUUCUGGUGGUCUCCGUGGUCACCCGUCAGGCGCGCCUGCGUCUAUCUCUCCACCAAUCAGUACUUCGAUUACUUCGUCAUGGCAACCAUUCUGCUCAAUUGUGUCUUCCUCGCCAUGUCGGAGACCAUCGAGGAGGCUGAAUACAUUUUCCUGGCAAUUUACACAGCGGAGAUGAUAAUUAAGUGCAUAGCGAAAGGCUUCAUACUAAAUAAGUAUACUUACCUGCGGAACCCGUGGAAUUGGCUAGACUUCGUAGUAAUCACGUCUGGCUACGCGACUAUUGGCAUGGAAGUGGGAAACUUGGCUGGUCUGCGAACUUUUCGGGUGCUGAGGGCGCUCAAAACAGUAUCAAUAAUGCCGGGUCUUAAGACGAUUAUCAACGCACUUCUACAUUCGUUCAAGCAACUGGCUGAAGUCAUGACCCUAACAAUAUUCUGCCUGAUGGUGUUCGCUCUCUUCGCGCUCCAAGUCUACAUGGGAGAAUUGAGGAAUAAGUGUGUGAGGAACUUGGUUGUGCCAGCGGGGGAGAAUUUCACAGACGAGCUGUGGUCGCAAUGGAUUAAGGAACCUUCCCACUGGAUGAUGAAUGACGAAGAACUACCGAUUCUCUGCGGGAACCUCACUGGCGCAAGACACUGUCCCUCCGGCUUCACAUGUCUUUGCGUCGGCCCGAACCCAAAUCACGGCUACACCAACUUUGAUAACUUCCUUUGGUCUAUGCUCACCACAUUUCAGCUCAUUACUUUGGACUAUUGGGAGAAUGUUUAUAAUAUGGUACUAUCAUCGUGCGGCCCAAUGUCGGUGUCCUUUUUCACUGUGGUCGUGUUUUUUGGGUCAUUCUACCUCAUCAAUCUAAUGCUGGCUGUCGUCGCGCUUAGCUACGAAGAAGAAUCUCAGAUUACGCAAGAGGAGAGGAAGAAGGACUUGAAUGAACACCGCGACGAUUCUACCUUCAGCUUUGACCCUUCGUCGUUAGCGGUCAAGACGCUUGGUAAGGACAAAAAGAAGAGAAUAGACGCAAGGAAAGGGCUUCUACUGGCUUCCUACUCGAGGAAGAGAACGAGGAGACGCAAGCGGGGCAAAACUAUACAUCACACGGUUACAGCUACACCUGGAGAUUCCAACAGAUCGCGAUCCCGAUCACGGUCGAGGUCAGUGACCCCGAGUGGUACUCCGCCACCGAUACCACCAGUGCCACCAGCUCCACCACCUUCACAUACACUUCAUCCUGAUAACGCAUUAGGACGCGGUGCAUUAAGUGUUGCUGGUAGACAGCUAAGUGAUCAUAGCAACAAUAGAGAAUCAUCACUAGACGAUUCGGGCGUGGUUGAUGAUCAUGAUGACGGGGAACACACGUCUGAUGAUCAAGCACCUCAUUCACUGCCCCGGAGACAUUUGAUGCCGCCAGCGCCCCAUCCACCUCCCAUCACCGUACCACAGACAAAACCAGAAACUAAAAAUCCAGAACCAAAGAAGAAGAACGACGCAAAACCGGAAACGGAUAUUGAUAAAAUAAAGAAAGAUAAAUCUAGUAUACAAGAAAGGUACCCGCUAAAUCCAGACUACCUCAACCAGAUCGUGGUAUUAGGGGCGGACUGGCCAUACAAGCACGCGCCCGACCUCCCGCAAGCGGAGACGACGAAAAUCAAUGAGCUCAGUUUAUUGGCAGCCACGCACAAAUGUCAUAUGGGCAAUUACGAGCCAAAUUGCACUUACUUCACAGAUGAGCUCGUGGAUAGAAACUGCGAGUGUUGCGUCACUUGUUGUAUUGACUAUGAAGGUUGGCUGCAAUUUCAAAAUGGCUUGUAUGGUAUUGUGAAAGACCCUUUAUUCGAGUUGUUCAUUACAACUUGUAUAAUUCUAAAUACGCUCUUUCUUGCUUUAGAACACCAUGGAAUGAGUGAGAAUGUUAGACAAGCUUUAGAUAUAGGAAAUAAGGUGUUUACUUCUAUUUUUACUUUAGAGUGUAUAAUGAAGGUAAUGGCUAUGAGCAAAGACUAUUUUGCCUGUGGUUGGAAUAUUUUCGAUUUGAUUAUUGUGUCUGCUAGUUUGCUAGAUCUCAUAUUUGAAUUGGUCGAUGGGUUAUCUGUGUUGAGAGGAUUACGCUUGUUACGAGUAUUAAAAUUAGCUCAAUCAUGGACUACAAUGAAAGUGUUGUUGAGUAUAAUAAUAUCGACAAUCGGUGCUCUUGGUAACUUAACGUUCGUGUUAGUUAUAGUUAUUUACAUAUUUGCUGUGAUCGGUAUGCAGUUGUUCUCCAAAUCGUAUACACCAGAUAAGUUUGACCCAGAUCCGGUGCCAAGGUGGAAUUUUAACGACUUCUUUCAUUCAUUCAUGAUGAUUUUUCGUAUACUCUGUGGUGAAUGGAUUGAGCCUCUGUGGGACUGUAUGCGAGCAGAGCAAGCAAGUGGAGCUGAAAGUUGUUUCUUCAUUUUCCUACCCGCACUUGUUAUGGGCAAUUUUAUGGUACUCAAUCUCUUUCUUGCCUUGUUGCUCAACAGUUUUAAUAGCGAAGAGCUUAAAAAUAGGAAAGAGGAAGUAGGAGAGGAUUCAAAAUUAGCUAAAAGUUUCGAUAGAUUACGUUCUAUAGUAAGAAAGAAAGGCUUUCUUAUAUCUAAAAGUAAAGAGACUGAAAAGAAAUCUAAAUUAGAGGAACUAGUUAACGAAUUUAUGUCACAACAUCGCGCAAUGAAAGAGAAAAAAACAUCAAUUCCUAGUGAACAGAGGUUUUCAGGGUCAAUUCAAGAAACAAUUUUGUUUCCCCAUGACAAUAUCUAUAGUCAUAGCUAUCAAGAGGCACUAAAUAGGCCAAUAUCAGUAGGAUCUGAUUUCGCGUAUCCGCAUUUAUAUCAAAUUGGUAAUAACCACGGUAGUCAAGAGACACUAAAAGAUGUCCGUGAUUUAGCUGUUGAACACAAAAUAACAAGCAUACGAGAGGACUCUAAAGAAAAUCUUGAUGAUACAACAGACCAAGUGGCAGCACAGAGACUACUAAAUCAAAUGUCAUCCGGGUACCACACUCAGCCUUCUGAUUCACGAGAUGAUAAUGAGCACUAUGAAAUGGCUCAAAUAUCGUGUAAGACAACACCGGAGAAGUCGAAACGUUACGAAAUAAAGUCUUCGCGAGACACGAUAAAAAAACCAGACGACGAGGACAUGAAGCAUCCAUGGCAGACGCUAGUGUCGUACGUGGAUGAAUUGACUGUUGGUGGAAGGAAAAAUUCACAAGGACAAUACAUAGAUCCCAUGGGAAAGUUUCCAGGGUUCGGAAAACGUAAAGAGGCUAAGGAACCGGAGAAUUGUUUUCCACGACAUUGUUACAAAGCAUGUUCAUGUUGGGAUGCUUGCGUACGAACUAAGUUAGGCCAAAAAUGGAUGUUCAUCCGUACGUACAUACUCCGAUACGUGGACACCCCUGCCUUUGAAUGGUUCGUGUUGGUACUAAUAUUCGCCUCCAGCGUCACACUGUGCUUCGAAGACAUCCACUUAGAAAAAAAUAUACCCCUCAAAAAGAUCCUGUACUGGACUAACCUCAGUUUCUGCAUGAUCUUUGUGAUAGAGAUGUUUUUUAAAUGGAUAGCGUUGGGCUUCUAUAAAUACUUCACGAGUUUCUGGACUCUGUUGGAUUUUACCAUAGUUUUUGUGUCCGUGUUCAGUUUGCUAAUAGAGGAGAAUGAGAAUCUGAAAGUUCUAAGGUCUUUGAGAACGUUAAGAGCUUUGCGUCCGCUUAGAGCUAUAUCACGGUGGCAAGGCAUGAGGAUAGUCGUGAACGCGCUGAUGUAUGCAAUACCGAGUAUCUUCAAUGUGCUGCUGGUCUGCUUGGUGUUUUGGUUGAUAUUCUCCAUCAUGGGGGUACAGUUUUUUGGUGGGAAGUUUUUUAAGUGUGUGGAUGAAGACGGCGAGUUGUUACCAUUAGAGAUAGUCAACGAUAAGUGGGAGUGUUACUAUAAUAAUUUUUCAUGGAUAAACUCUAAGAUAUCCUUCGACCACGUCGGUAUAGCGUAUUUGGCGUUAUUUCAAGUGGCAACUUUCGAGGGAUGGAUGGAGGUGAUGGCUGAUGCUGUAGACGCUAGAGGUGUAGACUUACAACCAGCGAGAGAAGCAAAUAUAUACGCGUAUAUUUAUUUCAUCAUCUUCAUCGUGUGCGGUUCAUUCUUCACACUCAAUCUGUUCAUUGGAUACGAGGGGGGCGUGUUGGAAAUGUUUUUGACGGAGAGCCAAAAGCAUUACUACACGGCGAUGAAGAAACUCGGCAGGAAGAAGCCGCAGAAAGUCAUAAAGCGGCCGAGGAAUCAAUUUUUAGCGAUGUUUUACGACUUGUCGAACUCUCGUAGAUUUGAAAUAGCGAUAUUUGUACUUAUAUUCUUAAACAUGCUCACGAUGGGCAUAGAACAUUACGACCAACCGCAUUCAGUUUUCUUCGUGCUGGAAGUUAGUAAUGCGUUUUUUACUACAGUGUUCGGAUUAGAGGCAAUAGUGAAAAUUAUAGGCCUUAGGUAUCAUUACUUCACGGUACCGUGGAAUGUAUUCGACUUUCUUCUAGUUUUGGCUUCGAUAUUGGGAAUUUUAAUGGAGGACAUAAUGAUUGACUUGCCGAUAUCGCCCACGCUCCUUCGAGUUGUCAGAGUUUUUCGCAUAGGAAGAAUUUUAAGACUGAUUAAAGCCGCUAAGGGUAUUAGGAAACUACUUUUCGCUCUGGUCGUGUCUCUGCCGGCCCUUUUUAACAUCGGUGCCUUGUUAUCGCUGAUAACGUUCAUCUACGCUAUCAUUGGCAUGUCUGUGUUUGGCCACGUGAAGGAGCAAGGCGCUUUGGAUGAUAUUGUCAAUUUCCAAACGUUUGGAAGGAGUAUGCAAUUACUUUUUCGCUUAAUGACAUCAGCUGGAUGGAAUGACGUGCUGGAAUCAUUAAUGAUUCAGCCACCAGACUGUGAACUUGGAGACCACGGCCACACGAACGGAAACUGCGGAAGCCCCCUUUUAGCGAUCACAUAUUUCACUUCGUUCAUAAUAAUUAGUUAUAUGAUUGUGAUAAAUAUGUAUAUAGCGAUAAUUCUAGAGAAUUUUAAUCAAGCUCACCAAGAAGAGGAGAUCGGUAUAGUGGAGGAUGACCUUGAAAUGUUUUACAUUAGAUGGUCCAAAUAUGACCCCCACGCAACCCAGUUUAUCAGUUUUGCUCAACUGUCAGAUUUUAUAGCAUCUCUAGAUCCCCCUCUAGGCAUUUCAAAGCCUAAUACGGUAGCGCUAGUCAGUUUUAAUCUACCGAUAGCAAGAGGCAAUAAGAUACAUUGUUUAGAUAUAUUACACGCUCUGGUGAAGCACGUGCUAGGUCACGUGGAGGAAACAGACACAUUCAGACAGCUGCAGGAGCAAAUGGAUAUUAAGUUCAAGAAGCAGUUCCCGACGAGGAAGGAAUUGGAGAUUGUCUCUUCUACGCGAAUAUGGAAGAGGGAAGAUAAAGCGGCGCGCACGGUGCAGCGGUCGUGGCGGGAUUAUCAGAAGCGGAAGAAUCGCAGUCCUUCGCAAGAGGAGGAGAGCACCAAAUGGUCUCCAGGUGGUGGUUGGGGUGGUCGCCUCAGUGCCUUGCUUCACGUGCGACGUGGAUCCCAUGCUUCUAGCAGAAAGUCUUCAAGAGCGUCAGAUGCGUCUGAUAUCAGCGAGAUCGGUGGAGCGUGGCUCAAUCUCCCUCUCUUACUGCUACCUGGCGCUCCACCUGGUGACCAGGCUAGCGGGUCAGAAGGCCCUCCCCCGCGACGCAGAUCAGCGUAUGGUUUGCCACUAUUUCUUCGUCAUCAGGACGCCGUUGACGAAGAUGGUGGCCCGAAACGAGCAGGUUCACUUCGGGUAACCUCUCGACGCAACUCAGCAAGACGGGCGACCACGCCAGCUAUGACCCCCUCGCCUCACGCGAACAGCUCCGUUAGUAUCUUAGUCACUGAAGCGUCACCGGACGCAGUUCCACCGCCCUCCGCGCCUCCCACCGUCGUCAAAGUUCUAGUGCAUAGAGAGAGUGACGAGCAGCCCAGCUGA
Messenger RNA from Leptosia nina, 6141 nucleotides. NCBI's taxonomy places the organism in Eukaryota, Metazoa, Arthropoda, Insecta, Lepidoptera, Pieridae. The record is from the annotation of a GenBank genome assembly.